AUGCCAUCAGGACGCAAGAAGCCGGCUCCUCAGCCGUUGUCGCUAUACGAUCCCAGCAAAGCCACCGCCCAAAACCACUCUCGGGACUACUACAACGUGUCGACUGAUCCCGACGCUACCUCCUCCACCGCAUCAGGCCUCUCCCCCAUUGAUUCAAGGUCGCCCAACUCGGGAGGAACCUCGCCAUCCUUUCGAUCUAAAUUCGCAACAAAGAAAAGACCGCAAACCGCAAAAUCCGGCUCCAACAACCCCGAGUUCGACCCCCACAACGACUACCACCGACCUUCGCAUCCAUCGCUUGACCCUCUCAACCAACCGGAGGCGCCUCCUUUUUCGCCUAUAAACUCAGUCCUCGACCAGCCCAAAGGUCCCCCCUUACGCCAACCGACCCACGAGAGCAAGAAGUCCAAGAGCGGUGGUCUCUUCCACUUUUCGAAAUCCUCGAGGACUCACAACCAGCUUCCCACUCAUCCUCCGCCUCCCCAACAACAACCGAAUCCGCGAUACCAGGCGAACCAAAUAGCACCGAGCGAACCCAAUUUUGCCUCGGGGUCUGGAGGCUUCCCACCGGAGCAUUCCGAUAAUCAGGCGCUGCGAGAAUCGCCGUCCAAUUUUUCGCUUUCAUCUGCUGGCGACCGCGAGGCCAACCCCGCUGCCUUUGCCUCUGCCAGUAGUACUGGCAGGAAAAGCAACAAACAAAAGCCAUUUGGUAUCCUGAGCCGAACGAAAUCACUCCGUGAUAAAGACGCCAACGGCGCCAGAUCCAUACCGGACCAAAUGCCUUCGGGCGCAAGAGAUUACAGCCCUCGGGGCGAUUCCCCCCCUCUCCCAACCUCACCUGAGCAGAGCGAGCGAGCGUUUCGAGAUGAGACGGAUGCUUCACUCCGUGCCCGGUCUGAGGAUCGUUCAUUCGUUGGCCGGGAUGAUUCCAGAAGCAGAGAGCGCCCUCGUGAGGAAAGAGGACGAGGAACCCCACCACCAAACCGAGACCACGGGUCGACUUUCUUGAGCGGUCUAAGAAGCUCUUCCACCCGCGCCGCUAUGUUCAGCAAAGGGUUCUUUGGGAAGGGAGGUCGUUCUGGCGGCAACGACAAGGGCUAUGGGGGUGUGGAUGAUGAGCACUACGAGUUGAAGGUUAUUAAUCUACCACUCGUCGAGCAGACGCGCCGGACACGCAUUUCAAAACGUCUUGAAGAUUCCAGGGAUAAGACCGAAUUCUGGAUGCCAGCUUUCCCAUGGAGAGCUAUUGAUUAUUUGAAUUACAAGGGCUGCGAAGUGGAGGGCCUUUAUCGUGUUCCUGGCAGUGGGCCACAGAUCAAGAGGUGGCAGAGACGGUUUGAUGAGAAUUAUGAUGUCAAUCUUUUUGAAGCCAAGGAUCUCUAUGAUAUUAAUAUCAUUGGCUCAAUGCUCAAGGCGUGGUUGCGUGAGCUACCAGACGAGCUGUUCCCCAAGGCUGCCCAGGAACGGAUUGCACGAGAGUGUGCAGGAGCCGAGACGGUACCGCAACUUCUAAUCGAUGAACUGUCAAACCUCUCGCCAUUCCAGUAUUAUCUACUUUUCGCCAUCACCUGUCAUCUCAGUCUCCUCCUGGCCCAUUCCGAUAAAAACAAGAUGGACUUCCGCAACCUUUGCAUCUGCUUUCAGCCAUGCAUGAAGAUUGACGCAUUUUGUUUCAAGUUCCUGGUCUGUGAUUGGAGAGAAUGCUGGAAAGGCUGCAAAAACGAGGCAGCUUAUAUCGAACAAGAGUACAUUCUUCUCGAUCAGCCGCCUCCCAUAACCGUUACUGAACAUGGCCAAUCCCCCAAUCUCGAAAACGUCCAAGAUGAGCCCAGGCCACGGGAAGAGCAGCAGUCGCAUGUUUCAAGUAGGUCGAACAGCACGGCACCCUCCUAUCAUAAUCUAGAUGAUCAUCAGGCAUUUGAGCCCACUCGUCAACCGACACUAAGAGAGACGCAUCUAAGGGGAAACUCCGAGCGCGGGGACAAAAUAACGAGCACGUCUCUGGCGCUUCCGAGCAGGGGUGACCAAGUUCAGCUGUCUCCAAUCGCACCGCUGUCACCACUUGGUUUUAAAUAA
Messenger RNA from Clonostachys rhizophaga, 2076 nucleotides. The record is from the annotation of a GenBank genome assembly. NCBI's taxonomy places the organism in Eukaryota, Fungi, Ascomycota, Sordariomycetes, Hypocreales, Bionectriaceae.